Messenger RNA from Polypterus senegalus (gray bichir), 2913 nucleotides. RefSeq names its product zinc finger protein 436-like. The record is from RefSeq and is a predicted model, not a curated record. Lineage: Eukaryota; Metazoa; Chordata; Cladistia; Polypteriformes; Polypteridae. The transcript is spliced from 3 exons. Gene Ontology annotation, biological process: negative regulation of transcription by RNA polymerase II; regulation of immune system process; regulation of cytokine production. The coding region runs from base 128 to 1786 and encodes 552 amino acids.
GUUUCGACUCAGCGACCACUCGAGUGGGUGAUGGUGUUGCGUUGGUCGAUUCGUAGGGUGCAUUUGGAGAAGCACGUCACAGAAAGAGAAAAGAGAAAAAAAGUGAGUCUGCACUUCCUAGUACCAGAUGUACAAGAUGGAGGAGAUGUGGCCAACUGUGCAGGAGGCACUUCAGAGAGCUUAUCGAUAUGAAGAGGUGGUUAGAGGGAGUAUUGACGGGGAAGGGGAAAAUCCCUCACUACAUAAGAACCUCUUCUUCAUGAAUGUCUUGGAUAAAGAAAGUGUGGAUAUUAAGGAAGAAGACUGGGAAUGGCGAUCGGUUGACCAUCAGCUGGUGAGUCUUGGCAUUAAGAAGGAGGUUUGUGAAUGGGAAUCUGAGCACUCUGGUUUUAAAGAAGAAGAUUUUAAUUCAGGGGCAGUAAGUGUUAAAGAAGACUCUGAGCCCACAUUUCAUAACUCUGAUUUACACAAAAGUGAAAUUGUAAAUGGAGUCAAGGAAGACGAUAUUAAAUCAGAGCCGAUGUAUCCAUAUCUGUGUCCACAUGAAGAUGUGCCUGGGUUAGGCGUCACACUGAGAGGGCACCAUUCCCUAGACAUUUAUUCUGUCCAUGUGAAGUCUGAAUCUUUGGAGUCUUACCUGAAGAGGCCUGAGGAAGCAUCCUGUUCAAGUCGGGCAGAAGAAGUUAAUCAAGAGAGUGCCAAUCUUUCCAUGUCUUCAUUUCUUCAGUACCCACCUCAGCAGAUACAACCAAAUGAAAAUAUGAAGAUACUGACAUCUGGAUCAGAAUGUUUGACCCCGGCCACUUUACAGGACAAUUCUCAGACUGUUAUGAAGCUAGCAAGAACAAAUCCAAUCAACACUCAACCACAAGAAAAUACAACUUCAAUAGGUUUGUAUAUCGGCUUAGAUGGGGAGAUGUCUUCUAAAUGCACAGAGAAGUGGAGUGAUAUGAAUCAGAAACCAUAUUUCUGUUCUGAAUGUGGAAAACAUUUCUCCAACAAAACCCAUCUUCAUACCCAUGAAAGAGUUCACACUGGAGAAAAGCCAUAUUGCUGUCCUGAAUGUGGAAAACGUUUCUCUCAAAUUAGCCAUCUUCAUACCCAUAAAAGAGUUCACACUGGAGAGAAGCCAUAUUGCUGUUCCCAAUGUGGCAAACACUUCUCACAAGUAAGCCACCUCUACACACACAGAAGAAUUCACACUAAUGAGAAGCCGUAUAGCUGUUCUGACUGUGGAAAACAGUUCUCCAAAAAUAGCGACCUUAAAAUCCACAGAAGGAUUCACACUGGAGAGAAGCCAUAUUGCUGUUCACAGUGUGGCAAACAGUUCUCACAACGAAGUCAUCUUCAUGCACACAUAAGAAUUCACACUCGAGAGAAGCCUUAUCGCUGUUCUGACUGUGGCAAACAAUUUUCACAAGUAGGCCAUCUCCAGACGCAUACAAGAUUUCACACUCGAGAGAAGUUGUGUUGCUCUUCUGACUGUGGCAAUCAUUGUUCUUACAACAGACAUCAUACUAGAGAGAAGCCAUUUUGCUGUUCUGAUUGUAAUAAGCGAUUUUCAACCACUGAUCUGCUUCGAAUCCACUCAAGAAUUCACACAGGGGAGAAGCCAUAUUGCUGUUCUGAUUGUGGAAAAUGUUUCUCUCAAAACAGCAACCUUCAUGUCCACAAAAGAGUUCACACUGGAGAGAAACCCUAUUGCUGCAUGGAAUGCAGCAAACAGUUCUCACAAAUAGGCAAUCUUCAGAAACACACCAAAAUUCACACUGGGCACAAGCAGUGAAAAAUAUCUGAGAAAUUCUUAAAGGCUACUCGAUUCUUCUUUAUUAAAUUUGAAUGUUGGGCUCCUUUUCUGAUAAAGUCGCUAUCAAAUAUCAUCCAGGCAAAAAUGCUUUCACAGUUUAACAUCAGUGCAUAAAGGAGAUUCAGAGUGGCCUGCGUGUCUUCCAAAACAAAAAAGGUGCACACCUUUUAGGUGGGUGAUGGUGGUGACAGCAGUGAAACUUCACAGUGUGAAGAAACUAUCUGCCAAUGGAGUGCCCAGCCAGAUCAAGUAAGUUGCUGUUCCCACCACAAUGGAAAAUCAAAACUCUUUAAAUAUACCUUGAGCAAGGGCAUAAUGAGGACUAGAUACAGUCUGGAAGUCUGAUGAGGAUAAAAUCAUGAAUUGCCACUUCACAACAACAACUCCUGACUUUCCGGCUAAAGACUCUGUCAGGAAGACUUGUACAAAAUCCAAAUCGUCACAUGAAAAACAAAAUAAAUAAAGAAUGCAAAUAGAAGGCAUUUGAUUGGAGAAAUUUUUUAAAAAGCAGAAAUGAGAAAAUUUUAAAAUAAGGAAGGAAAAGACAAAGCUGAAAGAGAAAAGGCCUGAUGGGAAUGUAGCUUUUAUUUCAGUGUCAAAAAGAUUAACAGACACAGGAUUUUCAAAUAGUGAUACACUUUAACUAAUCAAAAAACUAUUUUUGUGAUGCAAUCCUUUUGCUUCUGAUGCCACCAUUUUAGGAUGCUUUUGUUGCGGGUUGGUGUGCCAUUCCUAGACAAAACAACCAUCAACAAAAUGGUAGGAGAAAAAAAGAGGAUGCCGCAAGAGAAUGUCAUUUCCACAUGAAAGCAAACAAUGAAAGUAACCAGUAGAUUCAUUGGCCUCCAAAAUCCUGAACCUUACUGAACUCAUUUUUAGAGACCAACGAACAUGUGUACUCUAAAAUCAUAAGUAAGGAAAUUACAAUUUUCACCUCAUAGUCUUUUACUCCUUGUUGUACUUCCAUUAUUUGGCAAAAUAGAAUCUUGGUCAGCAAAAAUAGGCCCAGAGACAUUCUUGUAGGAAUAUUAGGUAUAUCCAUCCAUCCAUCCAUUUUCUAACCCGCUGAAUCCGAAUACAGGGUCACGGGGGUCUGCCGGAGCCAA